Molecule: messenger RNA, 1637 nt
Organism: Triticum aestivum (bread wheat)
Lineage: Eukaryota; Viridiplantae; Streptophyta; Magnoliopsida; Poales; Poaceae
Exons: 9
Coding region: 1-786 (261 amino acids)
Biological process (GO): glycolytic process
Molecular function (GO): 6-phosphofructokinase activity
Source: RefSeq, a predicted model, not a curated record
AUGGCGACGCCUAAGUUCAGUAAUUGUAAGGCAGCAUCGCUCCGCCGCCUCCCUCACGCACUCGCGCCUCCCCCGCCCUCCCAGCUCGCCGCCGCCUCCUCUCCCCUCCCGCGCGCCUCCUCUCCCCUCCCCUCCCGCCUCCUCUCCUCCCACCCACAUCGCCGCCGCCGCCACCCACCGCCUCGAACCGCGCCGGAGCAGCAGCAGCAGGCCAAGGCGGCGCAGCAGCAGGCCUUGGGCGACGAGCAGCAGCGGAGGGAGGACGAGGAGCACGACGGCGGUGGCGGCGGGGAGCGGCAGCAGCAGGCCAAGGCGGCGCUGCCCUUCUCCGCCAUGUGCGUGCGGAUCUCCCGCGACUCCUACCCCAACCUCCACGCCCUCCACAACGCCUCCAACGACAGCCUCACUGACGCUGCCUACGUCAAGAUCUCCGAGGGCGACUUCGGAUACGUCCUCGACGACGUGCCCCACCUCCCCGACUACCUCCCCACUUACCCGAACUCAUUACAAGACCAACCAGCAUAUUCAACUUCAAGCAAUAUUUUGUCAAUGAAGAUGACACCGUACCACAAAAGGUUGUUGUUCAAAAGAAUAGCCGCCGGGGGUUCACUUCCGUCGUGCUGGACCCCGUCAGAGGGUUAUCACUUGCACAUACCUGUAAGUUGUGGAGGCCUUUGCCCUGGGCUCAACACUGUUAUCAGGGAGCUGGUGUAUGGCUUGGCGCACAUGUACAAUGUCAACAACAUCUAUGGAAUACUGUACCAACCAACAUAUGUUCCUUCUUGAGCUCUCAACCCUGGGGUACACCUCCCGGUCAAGGCGCACCUCUUGUCUCACCGAUGAUGCAGCCUGGGCAUCACUCGCUCUCAGCUAGCUAUGUGGGGUCUUCUGUUUGAGCAGACUACCUAUAAGAAUUGUCAGCGCCUUUACCUAUCAGAGCAGGUACUAAUCUUGGUGUGAGCUCAAGGCAAUAGGCAAUUCUGAAGGUAGGCAAUCGACAUUAGCCAGGUAGUUGUACAUGGUCUGGUCUCUUAGCAUAAUCUGAAAGUAUCUAAUGCAGUACUCAAUAUUAGUAGUCAUUUGAAAAAUAUGCCAGUGUCUUGUUUGUCAUGUCCAUUCUGUUAAUCUAGAAGAAACCGAGAGCAUACACUCACACUUUAAUUGAACCCAAAUUGUUAACCUGCGAUAAGUAGAUAUCAGUCACACUUCGUUCUUACUUUUCUGGCUUUUCUAUGUUCUUACUUUUUUUGCACUUUCCUUUCAUUUCUGUAGAUGCCAGGGCUGCCUGCCUUGUGUACCAUGGUGAGAAGUAGCACCAGUAGGUCGGCUCAGUCCCAAUGGCAAUGUUCUUUGUUAUUUUAUUAUUAUUCAACCACAUACAUUUGUCUCUUCCUGAUGCCCUUGGUAACUUGAAAAUCUGCAGUGCCAUAUUGGCUCCCUCUGCCGAGCACCGUGGAGGAGGUGAGCAGUUGUCUCUAGAAUCAUUUUUCAUCCUGUGAUACUUAUUGUUCUGCCCUUGGAUGGUCAUUCUUGUUGAGUGAUAACCAGGGCAGCUCAACUGUAUAAACAGAUUGAUCUGGUGAUAAGAGGUGAUGGGGGUAGGUUAUAUGAUCGAGGAAAGGCGAAUCUGAGCCCAC